Messenger RNA from Ictalurus furcatus (blue catfish), 3758 nucleotides. RefSeq names its product zinc finger protein 365 (gene znf365). Lineage: Eukaryota; Metazoa; Chordata; Actinopteri; Siluriformes; Ictaluridae. The transcript is spliced from 5 exons. Gene Ontology annotation, biological process: regulation of DNA strand resection involved in replication fork processing; regulation of neuron projection development; regulation of double-strand break repair via homologous recombination. Bases 82 to 1134 code for a protein of 350 amino acids. Gene Ontology annotation, cellular component: centriolar satellite. The record is from RefSeq and is a predicted model, not a curated record.
AGCUGCGUCCGACCGAAAACGUUAUUAUUCCCCCAGCUCACCUGGACCGGGCUGCAGAGUGAUACCGGGUUUCAGGUUGACAUGCAGCAAAAGUUGUGCACGCGCAACACAACCUUUUUCGUGGAAAACGGCCAGGCUUGUGGUGCAGGGGCUCCAUCUCCACCCCCGUUCCGAUGCCCACGGUGUGGAGAGCAUGAGCGGUUCCAGAGCUUGGCUGCGUUGCGGGCCCACCUCGACUACAAUCACACAUACGAUCCAAGGCACAACCUCAGCCUCCCAGCCAGCAGGGGGUACUUAGGCUCUGACAGCAAGAGAGCCACUGCUGAGACGCAGACAACAAAGGACGCAGGCACUGACACACGCUCACACCAGUUCCCAUUCAGCUCUGAUUCCCUUCCACACGACCAGACUGAAGACACGUGCCCAGAACAGUCUGCUUCCCCGGAGAAGAGUGCCGAUGGUGGGGAGUUGUCCAUUGGCACCAGUCUCCUCUCUGCUCCAGUGCCCUCGGUGGGGCAGAGGCUGGAGGGCAUGAUAAGGACGGCCAGUAGCAGCAUGGAGCGACGACUGCUCCGGAUCAGCUCGGAACUGGCCCACACUGACACAGCACUUCUGUGUGAGCGCGCACACUCGCACCACCUGGCCCAGGAGCGUCAGGAAGUGCUGGAGCGGGAGCAAGCUCUCAGCAGACAGGUGAACGCCGCUGUCAUGGUCAUCGCCACGCUGCGCCAGCAGCUCAGCAUGUCCGAGCAUGAGCUGGAACGGAGGGAACAGGAAGUACUUGCUAUUCAGAAAUUUCUGGAAGCAGCAGCGCAGCAUGAGAUGUGCGGGAAAGUCCGUUUGCGGCGGUUCAUCGAGGGCCUCUUACGACGCAUUGCCCUAGCUGAAAGGCUGCUGGAGUAUUACCAGAAUACUCCCCAUGAGCACUACUGCACAGCCCACACGGUGGCUCCUUUAGCUGAGACAGGUCCCCAAAGAAUAACCAAAAGCAGGUCUACAGGAGAACAAUUGGUCCAUGACGAGGAACUGUCACAUGGGCAUCAGACUGGGUUUGGAGCAUCCCGGGCCUCUGGGGAGAGACGGGGUCAUCAUGGUUGGGUCCAGGGCAGGAGGUCAGAUAGUUAUGAGGUUUAGUUGUCUGGCUUGAGCCUUUCACUUAAUGUACUGUAUGUGUUUAAAAUGUAGUGUAUUGAAAUUGUAUUUUAAGCAAAUAAAUAUAUAGACAAAAACAGCGUUAAAGAAUAUAUAACAUUCCUGGGGAAAAAAUCUGACAUGGAUCUCAUACAGAGAGAUCCUUUUCAGCAAAAUGUGGAAAGGCAGUUCAUCUUGGUAGCACUCUUAAUCUUAUCUGAUUGCAAUAUUGUUUAGGUCAGGGUCCUGUAGUAUUCAGCUUUGUCUAGUGAUGGCAUGUUACUGUUCUGAUAAUCAGAAAACCCUGUUGAAUGCCUUUUACACUCCUUCUGUAGUGCUGUGAAGGUGCUAACAUACUGCUGACGUAGUGGACACAUGGUGAGACUGCCCUUUAAAAUCUAAUACAUAUGGCUACCUAAGUUAAUAGUUUACAUUCUGAAGAAUUGCAGUCUUGAUUCUAUAUUAUGGGAAUGGAAUGUCUGUUCAUAUAUGACCAUUACUCAAGUCAAUGCAGUAUUGCUGAACAGUGCCUUGCAUAAGUAUCCCCCUGCACUUAAUUGGGAUUAUAGGUCAUGAAUCUACACUAAAUAGCUCAUAAUAUUGAAGUGGGAGGAAUAUAGUUUUCAACAUUAUUUACAAAGUGACUUCCACCUGUGGGCUAGUAAAGUGUCCUAUGAUUUCAAUUGUCAUAUGACCUGUUCCUGGAAGAAAAUUAUAGCUAAAUAAACAGCAUCAUGAAGACUAAGGAUCUAUCAAAUCUGGGACAAAGUUCUGAUAAUGUUUCAGUCAGGGUUUGGUUAUAAGAAAUAUUUCAUACUUCAGAGUGUGCCGGCCAACGUGUCCGAGAAUGAUAAAGUUUACCAGACAAACUGGAACAAAUCUGGUCAUCUUAUUUCUGUGUUUAUUUUGCGCUGUAGCAUUUUGGAUUAUGCAUUUGUGUGGGUGGGGGCGUGGUCGAGCUUUAGCUGAUACAUGAUUCUGAACUGUGUUGGAUUAGUUUACUUGUGUGUGUUUGUGCUUUCAGUGCCUCCUGUAAUGAGUGGGAGAGAGAGAGAGGGAGAGAGAGACACAGACAGACAGACAGUUGACCAGCACAAAGACGUGUGAGUGGUUGAAUGAUUUGAAUAAUGCGAGCAAAUCAGAGAACACGAGAAGCAUAUGGAGAAAAAAAAUUGCACAGACAGAGACCUUAUUUAAAUGUGCAAUUGUGAACAUACUUUAGUGUAUGCUUUGUGUUAAUAUUUUUACCAGACAUUGUGUCCAACAGUUUUUGAUUUUAUCGGAUGUUUUAAAUUUUCACCGGUCAAAAACCAGUAUUUACUGGCUAAUGGAAACUGUGCCAUACUUUGAACAUUCGGUGGAGCAUUAUUAAAGCCAUUAUGAAAACAUGGAAAGAAUUUGACACACCCACAUCUCUGCCUAGUGGAGGCCAUCCACCAAAACUCUCUGGUCUGAUGUUUGGUGGAAACCCAACACUGCUCAUCACCCUGAGAAGAACAUCCCCACAGUGAAGCAUGGUGGGGGGUAGCAUCACACUGAGCAUUGCACUUGGCCUCUUGGUUACAUCUCUGAAUAAUGCCCUCCUUACACUGUUACUGACCCCCUCCUCUAAGCAGGGUCGCAGUUGUGCCAUAUUCUUUCCAUUUUUAUACCUCGGUCACUAGGUUGUGGAGGCAUUUUUUUUUCAGGUUAUGUGUCAAUCUGCGAUUGGGUGAAUUGAUCCAAACAGUAUCAAGGUCACUGCAAGGACAGAUGUAUGAAAUAAUUUUUCUUCAGUAGCUUUCUUCCUGUUUUUAAGUGUAUUGUAAGAGUAUUUGAGACACACAACUUAGUAAUAAAAAGGAUUAGACUAGUUGGUGACGAAGGCAUCGCUGUCAACACUGUUGGCAUUGAGUACUACAUGUUUAAUAAUGGGUUUAAUGUUGCUCUGCGGGAUGUUAAAAAAUUGGGAUAUAUAUUUUUUAAAACUAAACCUUGUUUUGAUAGUUUCUUGGUCUUCAUGACUGUUUGCUUAUUCAUGUUCUCUCAUAAACUUUUCCAGGAACAUGUGUAUUUAUAUUGAGGUCACGUAAUACUUUACUUGGACACAGCUGAUUGCACUAGAACUAAUUUAGGGUUUUAAGAGCAACAUUUAUAAAAAAAAAUUUUUGGCAAUUAAUUUUAAUAAGUUUGGGAGGGGGUACUUGUGCAAGGCCCACUUAAAAAAUGUCAUGCAAAGAUUUUGUGUAUGUUAGUCGACAACACAUACUAAAAGACCGUGUUAUCCAAAUAUUAAAUAUGUUAGUUGGCCUGUGUUUGUUUUUCUACAUUUUAAGGUGCUGUUGCACACAGUGAAUGUCUGAGAUAUUGAUAUUAUCUGAAUGCAUUUGUGCAUAUAAUCAAUAUUUUAGUGGUGCUGUUGCCUGGGACUGUAUACCCUUAUCAUAACCAGUAUUAUCACAACCAGUAUAGUCCGUGUUAUAUGGAAUGCUUCCUAACAGUAGCCAGGAUUAUGUAAAAUUCCACAUUAACAAGAAAAAAAUAUCUUACCGUCAAUAUUAGCUCAACCUGCUAUUCAUAAUGUGUGAGUAUGUCUGACAUUUUACACUGCUGUUUGACCUGUGUGGGGUGACAGUAACCAGAGCAAU